AUGGUCUUACUCUCAACUCAGCAAGCUUUACUGACCAGAAAGGAGUCAAUCAUACUCUGUCCUUUACUUACCAAGAGAAAAAAAUAUCAACAGCUCCCUGAAGAGGAAAAGGAGAAAAUCAAACAGAUUCAGUUUAUCCAAGAUAUGUUUUCGGUAGGUGAGGCAGCCUACAAUGAACUAAUAAUGACACAUUUUUAGGCAUCAAAGAAAAACUUUUUUACAUUAUUUAUCAUAGGAGUUGAGAAAUUAAAUGAUGUCUGCCAUAGAAGACAUUUGCAAAAGUCUAGCAAAUGGGAUGCAGAAAGAGAUGUCUUAAUGGUAGGAAAGCGUAUAGAUUUGCUAAGUGAGGUUGAAAGAACCCCAUGCAAAUACAUAAAAAAGGCUGAGAGUUACUGGAUAGAUGGCAUCAUUGAAAAUAAGGCAAAGCAACACCGUUUAUGUCAUGGUAGUUCCAGUGAAGAAAACAGUACUAGUGUGGAUGAAACAGAAAAUAUGACACCUGUGAUGAUCAGGUCUAAAUUGAAGGAAUUGGGAAUAAACACUAGCACAAGAAAUCUAAAGAGGUUGCAGGAAAUUUACCAAGUAGCUGUGUAA
This is a messenger RNA of Paramuricea clavata, 594 nucleotides long. The record is from the annotation of a GenBank genome assembly. Lineage: Eukaryota; Metazoa; Cnidaria; Anthozoa; Malacalcyonacea; Plexauridae.